Molecule: messenger RNA, 2833 nt
Organism: Zalophus californianus (California sea lion)
Lineage: Eukaryota; Metazoa; Chordata; Mammalia; Carnivora; Otariidae
Gene: CTNNBIP1
Product: catenin beta interacting protein 1
Exons: 6
Coding region: 198-443 (81 amino acids)
Biological process (GO): negative regulation of Wnt signaling pathway
Cellular component (GO): cytosol; nucleus; beta-catenin destruction complex
Molecular function (GO): beta-catenin binding
Source: RefSeq, a predicted model, not a curated record
AGCCCCCGCCGGCCCGGCCGGGUCGGGCGGCCCAGGAAUAUGAACUGAAACGUGUUUCGGACCUUCCAGGUUUCUUCUAUUCUCUUCAGGGCCCCACCUUCCUAUUUCUCCCCGGCCACAGCCCGCCCAUCACAGUUGAGCAGCUGUUUGCCUGAAGUUAAUUUCCAGAGGCAGGAGUCCCCAGGGCUGGCCAGGGAAUGAACCGCGAGGGGGCUCCCGGGAAGAGUCCGGAGGAGAUGUACAUUCAGCAGAAGGUCCGAGUGCUGCUCAUGCUGAGGAAGAUGGGGUCAAAUCUGACGGCCAGUGAGGAGGAGUUCCUGCGCACCUAUGCGGGGGUAGUCAACAGCCAGCUCAGCCAGCUCCCCCAGCACUCCAUCGACCAGGGUGCCGAGGAUGUGGUGAUGGCGUUCUCCAGGUCGGAGACGGAGGACCGGAGGCAGUAGCGGUGAACACCCUGGAACACCCUGGAAGCUGGCAAGGGCCAAGAGAUCUGUGAGGACCUCGGCCAGCUGAGUGGCAGCAGAGCACCUUCCCGAUUCCCCCGCCCCUACACCCCCACCCCGCCCCACCCCGCCGUCACUCAGCAGGGCUGGCCUCGAGGGAGUCACCGGUGGUGCAGUUACAAUUGGCUUAAGGGGACGGACUCAUGAUUGGCUGCAGAAAGAAACCCUUUUAUUUUUAAAUCUUGACCAACAGAAACCUUUUAUUUUUAUUUCUGACUUUUUCUUUCUUUUUUUUUUUUUUUUAAUUUGCGCCUCGGUAUGUGGCUUCCCAGGAAGCUCUCCGAGAUCUGGUGCUUUAUUUAGGUCACUUUUUAGGAAUGUGAAGAGGCCCGAUUGGCUGCUUAAACUGGAAAAGGAUUUUGAUUGGCCGGCUAGUGGGAAACGGUUUUUUUCUUUGAUUGGCUGCAGGUGUUCUGCUGAUAGCAACAGCUUCUCUCUUUUGAAUGCUGAAAACAGGGUUCGGGACAUUCGUUGUUAUAUCUGACUUGAAAAGAAAAAAAGAAAAGAAAGAAAGAAACCAAGUGCGCUUUGCAAUAUUUAUUACACAAAGAGCUUGCUGCUGCUUUCCCGUGUUUUGUUUGUGUUUGCAUUUGAUUGGUUUUUGAUACGUGUGUUUGGGUUCUCAUUGGCUCGUCCAGGACUCCCGUUGCCAUGGGCUGCCCCCCCACUCUGCUGCGAGCAGUCCCUCUCCAGCCGGGGACCCACCUGGAGGGUGCAUUUGCUUUAACGACCACACCUGGCUUCCCCAGUGAGGGGACCCCCCAAGACCCCAUGCAGGGUCUACAGCUGGAAAGCGGAGCCCCCAAAGAGGUUUGUGCGGUCCCGAACGCGCAGACCGCAGCUUAGAGAUGACCAUUAGGCAGGAUUUAUGCGCAUCACUUCCAUGGGUUGGCAACCAGCCAGCUCCCCGGGGGGUGGGGGGGUGGGGGGGGGAAUGGAAUUGCUGGGCCUCUCCAGCCUGCCCAUGCCGAGCACAGGAGCACCGCACUGGGCGGCUCUGUCUUUUCAGCCCUUCCCUCCAGAUCUACUUCCUGAGGCCUCAUCUGGGGCUCCUCCUGCAAAGGGCAGGAGCUGCUCCUGGCUGUGAGACCCCACAGUGGAGCAGAACUCUCUGCCUAGGAGCCCGGAACCCGCACAGACCUUGGCUCACAAGGCCCGGGAGGCCUUUGGCUCUAAACCCCCCAGCCCUGACCUCCGCCAGCCAGGCUCCCAAGGUGCCUGCCGCUGGGCAGUAGGCCCUGGCCAGCACCCGGAGUUCUCGGAUCCCAGGCCGGCGCCCCUCACUGCACCGCCUUCAGGAGGGUCUCUCUCCAUGUCAGCCUGCAAUGGACAGAGUCAUUAUUUAUGAAGUGCCAUCUGAGACAGCUGGCUGGGCCUUCGCUGAGCAGGUCCCACCAGGCUGGCCCUCAACUCAGGUCCCCGGAAACACAUGGCCGAGCAGCCGUAUGUGAAGGGCUGGAAGAACCCCGGGUCUCACCCACCCGUCCUCCCCCUGCCCUUGGGGUGGUCCUCCCCCUGCCCCUCUCCCUGUGUCUCUCACCAGAGUGGAACGCGGGGCGUGGGGAGGUGGAGAAAGAUGUAGGCCUCAGGGAUGGGGAGCCUACACGCUCCUCCUGAGAUAGUAAAUGGCCGAGGCCCCCUUUUUGCCCCAGGUAUCCAGAUCCAGGAGAAGACUCUCGGAGCCAAAUUUCCCCCGUCUCAGGGCUGGGGCUUCAUGGAUCACAGGAGCUGCCCUGGGACCAUGUGGGCGGUUCAUGCUGUGCUCUGAGCAUCGUCUGGGCCUUGCCCCAGAAGGACUUGUGUGUCACAGCAUAGAUGGCCCCGACCUCCUCCACACACGGGCCCCUGGCCCUGGUUAGCUGACCUGGCUAGGUUACCCUGCAAAGACUGUUGCUCCCCAAGGAACGAGGACCGUGCGGACUCCAGCAGGGACCUGAGAGCAUCUUCUUCCCGGAGAGCUGGUCGUGUGUGCACACACACACUCCCAGUCCCAAGUCCUGCAGCUCCAGUUGGAGCCCCUGGGGAAAAAUGAGCUUUUUCCCAGCCCCCUCCCCCCAGGUUAUGACAUCUGUCACCAGGUGCCAAUGCCGUGUUGCCAUUUGCCCUCUCUGUACCUGUAGCUCCCACAAAGCGGCCGUGUCCUGGCCAAUGGUGUGUUUUCUGCCCCAGCCUGCCCUUGUCAAGGUCACGGGUGUCCCUGUUGUAACAGCAAUGGCCCUGAUCUGUCUUGUCGUCUGAACGGGAGAAGUGAAGGUGUUGCUGUGGCUCCAUAUUUCGACUAAAAAUAUAUCUGUUGGAGAAAAAAAAUUAACAAUAAAGAUUUUUAAUAG